UCAAGAAGGCAAUAGAAAUUUACUUUCAAAAUAUUAAUCUCAAAAACAAAAAUUUGGUUUAUAAUAAUUUUAUUUAUGGUGUACAUAUUCAUCGAAAAGCAACAAUAUAUAUCGAAUGUUUAGUAUCUAGCUUUGAGAUGUCAUUUAUGUUUUCAAUAAUGUUUGGAGUAGUUGCUAUGAGUCUUAAUAUUUUUCAAUGUUUUCAGAUCUUAUCAUCUGAACUUAAUGUUGAGGAAUUUCUAAUACAUUUGAUGAUAACAUUAGCUUUUUAUAUAUACAUGUUCUUUGCCAAUUAUUUGGGACAAAAAGUUACAGAUCAUUUUAAUCUUAUAUUUAUCACUGCAUACGAUGUCCGGUGGUACGCAACUUCUAUAUAUAUACAAAAAUUGAUUCAAUUUUUGUUAUUAAGAAGCAACAAGCCUUUUGAUUUGAAAAUUGGUAAAAUGUCUGUGGGCUCCUUACAAUGUUUUGCUACGCUAACAAAUGCGACCGUGUCUUAUUUUAUUGCCAUGAAUUCUGUUAAAAAAUGAUGGAAGUUACAAUCGAUCAAUAUACA
Monomorium pharaonis (pharaoh ant) is the source of this 556-nucleotide messenger RNA. RefSeq names its product odorant receptor 30a-like. Gene Ontology annotation, molecular function: olfactory receptor activity; odorant binding. Gene Ontology annotation, cellular component: plasma membrane. Bases 138 to 530 code for a protein of 130 amino acids. The record is from RefSeq and is a predicted model, not a curated record. The transcript has 5 exons. Gene Ontology annotation, biological process: detection of chemical stimulus involved in sensory perception of smell; sensory perception of smell. Lineage: Eukaryota; Metazoa; Arthropoda; Insecta; Hymenoptera; Formicidae.